Molecule: messenger RNA, 1164 nt
Organism: Rotaria socialis
Lineage: Eukaryota; Metazoa; Rotifera; Eurotatoria; Philodinida; Philodinidae
Source: the annotation of a GenBank genome assembly
AUGAAUAAUGAUAUGACAGAACGAAUUUCAUCAUCUAUUAAUUCGAAAUUUUCACCAUCAAUGAUUAUCCCUAAGCGGGAACCAAUAGAAAAUGAUUUCAGUCAAAAUAAUAAACGUCGCUUUGGUGAACAUCUUUCUAAUGAUGCUGAUACAGUUAUGUCAAAUAAACGACAAAUGGCAACCAAGAAAAAUCAACAUAUAGAUCAGAUUCAAUCAAAAUUUAUCAAUGGCAAUAAUGAUGAACAACGUCAAAAACAGACGGAACCCUAUUUAACAUCUAAUAGUCCUAAAAUGAAUAAUCAAAAGACAUCUUUCAAUGGUGGAAUCUCUGACAUUCCAUCAUCACCAUCAAGUACACAACCGAAACCAAGAUUUGUCGAUGGAAAUUCAGAUAAUACAGUGGCUCGACCACAAGUUUCAUCAUCUCCAUUAGGUAUACCUCGGUCAGCUAACCCGUCACGUUUUACGGCUCCUGUGCAUAUCGAUGUUGGCGGUACAAUAUUUACAUCAUCAUUAGAAACAUUAACUUGUUAUCCUGAGAGUCGUCUAUCGAAAUUAUUCAACGGUACAAUACCUAUUGUUUUAGAUACUCUUAAACAACAUUAUUUUAUUGAUCGAGAUGGAAAACUUUUUCGUUACAUAUUAAAUUUUAUGCGUUAUGGUACUUUAGCAUUACCAGAUUAUUUUUCCGAAUUACCAGCUCUACUUGAAGAAGCUCGAUAUUUUGAAUUAAUACCAUUAAUAAAUGCUAUUGAAGAGCGAUUAAAUCAAAAUAAAUUAUCAAAAAAUAUUGAUAGUUUCACAACAAAAAAUAAUAAACAACAAAUAUUAAAUAAUCAUGAUGUAUUCCUGUUGAAUAUAAACCAAGAUCGCGUAUUAAUAAGUGGUAAUAUAACACUUAUACAUGAUUUAUUUCCAGAAAUUCAAGAAGAACAACAACAACAACAAACGACACCCAUACAUGCGCAUGUUGAAAGAAAUCAAUUUAUACGUUUUACUUUAAACGCAUUUAUUCAUUUAACACAAUUGGAAAUCUUCCAACGAUUAUUCGACUCACAAUUUAUUAUUGUUGCAUCAACAUGUGGAACAAGUAUGGAUACAAUGACACAAUUUAGUGAAUAUAUUUUUUCAAGAUCAAAACCAAAUCAAGUGGCAUCAACAUAA